Molecule: messenger RNA, 965 nt
Organism: Coregonus sp. 'balchen'
Lineage: Eukaryota; Metazoa; Chordata; Actinopteri; Salmoniformes; Salmonidae
Source: the annotation of a GenBank genome assembly
AUGCAUGGUUUGGAGACAGGUUUAAGCAGGUACUGUGUGAAGCUGAAAGCCUGAAAUGCCAUUGUGAGGCUGAUGGAGUGUUUUAUAUGGUUCUGCUUUCUUUUGUACUCGGCUCUCAGGUUACAAGACCCUGCUGAAAGGGAUCUCUGGGAAAUUCACCAGUGGCGGCCUGGUGGCCAUCAUGGGUCCCUCAGGAGCUGGGAAAUCUACCCUGAUGAAUAUUCUGGCCGGCUACAGGUGAGCCACAGGCCCGACACUUAACAACCAAGAGGUGUACAAGGUCGCUGAUAGACGAGUAACUUAUACUAACAAGAAUCACGCCACACCUACAGUUCUGGGCAUAAAAAGUUGUCAUUACAAAAUGCCUUGCUGCAGGUUGCUAUUACCUGGCUGUGACUCUCGCAGGGUGACGCCAAGCGCCAAGUUCAUUUGCAAUCAUUUAACAAUGUAUUUCUGUAUAUAUUCAAUUUCUAUUGUAUGUUUUCAUGUUUUGAACCGGUUAGUCGUCUUCCAAUUGAUGACCACUUUGGAAAUACAUGUUGUUCAUGUUGUUUACAUUAAUGUCUUAUCUGUUCUCUAUUGUUUCUAUUUCAAUUGUUCAUUUCUCUUUAAACCCAGAAAUAAAUCAAUUCUAUCAUAUGGAUCAAAUGCAUAACCCAGGUAUGGCUUUGCCCUCUGUCUGUAGGGAGACAGGGAUGAAGGGGGAGAUCUUGAUCAAUGGGCAGCCUCGUGACCUGCGCUCUUUCAGGAAGGUCUCGUGCUACAUCAUGCAGGAUGACAUGCUUCUGCCUCACCUCACAGUACAGGAAGCCAUGAUGGUAAUAAAAAACUAAUCAAUGUAACCUUUAUUUCUCUAGGUGUGGUCAGAAGACCUCUUUUACAAAGGAGACCUGGCCAAGAGGGCAGGUCAAUAGAUCAAACACAUUACAGUGCAUACACAAUGGAAAUUCAUGCUCCGGAAGUAA